GGCUGGAAACUCUGGCCAGCAAAAGCCGAACUUCGUUUUGUGCCUCUCGGGGUGGUCGGCGUUAUUUCGCCGUGGAAUUAUCCGGUUAAUCUCGCACUCGCACCGCUUGUGGCAGCAAUCGCUGCGGGAAACCACGUAUUCCUGAAACCUUCCGAGCAUACGCCAUAUACGUCGGAAUUUCUGCGCCAGUUGAUCGCUGAUGUUUUUCCCGAUGAUCGGGCGAGCGUCAUUCUUGGCGAUGCCAGUCUUUCAGCGCAAUUUUCCGCCCUGCCCUUCGAUCAUUUGUUCUUCACAGGAUCAACGGCUGUGGGUCGCAAAAUCAUGCAAGCAGCCGCCGAGAACCUUACGCCCGUCACUCUGGAGUUGGGUGGAAAGUCGCCAGCUAUUAUCAGCGAGAAUAGCAGUCUUAAACGUGCAGCCGGCGCUAUCGCUACAGGCAAAUAUUUCAACGCAGGCCAAACCUGCAUUGCGCCCGAUUAUGUGCUGAUCCAUCAAAGCAAACGUGAUGAAUUUGUAGCCCUGCUGCGCGAGGAAACGCAAAAGCGUUAUCAAGGAGCAUCAGCCGAGAACGACCGCACGACAAUCAUCAACGACAUGCAAUAUGCACGUCUUUCCAAUCUGUUGCAUGACGCGGAAGAUAAAAGCGAAGCCAUCGUUCCGCUUCUGGACGCCUCUCCCACAGCAAACCAUCCGCGAUUGAUGACACCAACAGUCAUUCUUGAA
Oppiella nova is the source of this 723-nucleotide messenger RNA. Lineage: Eukaryota; Metazoa; Arthropoda; Arachnida; Sarcoptiformes; Oppiidae. The record is from the annotation of a GenBank genome assembly.